AUGGACUACCAACCCGUCGUCGUCGCCAAGCAUCCGCGGCCAGCUGCGACCAAACACAACUCCGAGUCGAGGUACUGGCGACAAUUCAAGCACCCGGUGUUCAUCAAGGAAUAUGCACCGGUCACCUCUGUACACUUCUCUCCCUCCAAGCCUCACCGCUAUGCAGUCACUGCGGCCACACGUAUCCAAAUCUAUGCACCCAGGACACAGAAAGUCACGAAGAGCAUCUCAAGAUUCAAAGACAUCGCCCGGAGUGGUUGCAUUCGGGGGGAUGGCAAGCUGGUAGUCGCAGGAGACGACACGGGCCUGAUCCAGGUCUUUGACAUCAACUCCCGGGCGAUCCUGCGGACUCUGGACGUCCACAAACAGCCUGUGCACGUCGCAAAGUUUUCCACUCUAAACAACACACAAGUACUCUCUUGCUCAGACGACACCACAGUCAGACUGUGGGACGUCCCAUCCCAGACCUGUACGCAAACCUUCACCGACCACACAGACUACGUCCGCACCGGCCAGGUUUCCACUUCAAAUCCUCAUCUCGUCCUUACCGGCUCGUAUGAUGCCACCGUGCGCCUGUAUGAUUCAAGAACAGGAGAAUGCGAGAUGCUCAUGGGUGGUCCUUCUGGGGAGGGUGGAGGCCAGAAUACCGCGCCAGUAGAGCAAGUCCUCAUGUUCCCUUCCGGCACAAUAGCGCUGUCCACUGCAGGACCCAUCCUGCGCGUAUGGGAUCUGGUGGCGGGCGGACGGUGCACUCGCGCGCUGUCAAAUCAUCAGAAGACUGUCACCGCACUUGCUUUCGACUCGACAGCAAGUCGGCUCCUGUCUGGUGGUCUCGAUCAGAUGGUCAAGGUGUAUGAUGUGAGCACGUAUAAGGUCGUACACACAAUGCGGUAUCCUGCACCGAUUCUCUGUCUUGCCGUCUCGACCCACAUCGCCGCCGGUAUGGCGGAUGGCACUCUCUCCAUACGACGGCGGCAACCGAAAGCAACGGAAUCUGCUGCAUAUGAGCAGUCUCUUGCAGCAGCGCGAGCAGGCGCGUACGACUCCUUGCUCACUGGCGUCCUGCCAAAUAUCGGCCAAGGUCGUGUGAAGCAGAAGACAAAGUCGAAACCUGUCGGGGACAUGGACGAAAUCAAGGUGGAGAGCCGGAGAAAGAAAAGACUACGGCAAUACGACAAGUUCCUGAAAAGCUUCAAGUACUCCGCAGCACUGGAUUCUGUGUUGAAGUCGCAAGUUCCGCCUACAACAGCGUUCUCACUGAUCCAAGAGCUCAUCCAUCGAGAUGGCCUGCGGACAGCGCUUGCGGGUCGAGACGAUGUCUUGCUCGAACCUGUUCUACGGCUGCUCAUGAAGUACGUAUCAGACCCCCGUUUCGGCGAGAUGGUCUGUGAUGUCGCCGGUCUUGUCAUUGACAUGUACAGACCGGUCCUGGGACAGUCGCCACUCAUCGAUACCCUGUUCGCCCGCCUUCAAAAGAAGGUAGCCGCCGAGCUCCGCUUCCAGAAAGAGCUCGUCAAGACCAAGGCCGCCCUCGAUAUGCUACUCUCCUCCGCCUCUCUCCUUGCUGUCGCAUAGUCAUCUUGCUCUCGCCCCGUCAUCGCAUUUCAUCCCGUCCUCGUCCAGGGUGUUUGGCGCAUUAGUAAUAAGCAAAAGUAGUGUACAGUCUGCUGUCCGAGAGCCAUGCUAACAUGCCUCGAGGAAUGCUAUGAGGUUUCUGAGGAUCUCUUUUCGCGAAAGCGAGCCCUCGUCAUGUGCGUUUGUGUCGUCCUCGUCGACAUUGUCGUGGUAGAUCUGGAGUGUGCCGAUGAUGUCCUUCAGUGAGCGGUUUCGCCUGUUCAGCAUCUGUUGUACAUGGGUACGGAUCUAC
Molecule: messenger RNA, 1867 nt
Organism: Fomitopsis serialis
Lineage: Eukaryota; Fungi; Basidiomycota; Agaricomycetes; Polyporales; Fomitopsidaceae
Product: WD40 repeat-like protein
Exons: 5
Coding region: 1-1575 (524 amino acids)
Biological process (GO): rRNA processing; positive regulation of transcription by RNA polymerase I
Cellular component (GO): nucleolus
Molecular function (GO): protein binding
Source: RefSeq, a predicted model, not a curated record